Fomitopsis serialis is the source of this 1797-nucleotide messenger RNA. RefSeq lists its product as uncharacterized. Lineage: Eukaryota; Fungi; Basidiomycota; Agaricomycetes; Polyporales; Fomitopsidaceae. Bases 234 to 1565 code for a protein of 443 amino acids. The transcript has 3 exons. The record is from RefSeq and is a predicted model, not a curated record.
GUUUAAUACGACGACCUUGUGGAAUCGUACAGACGCAUGUGUAGUCAUCAGGUACGUGCAUUGAAUAUGAUAGUGAUCCUCACCACGAGUUCAUGUUCUUCACAUUCUAUGCAGUGUUGAUCUCUUUGUAGAACGCAGACACGAGCCAAAUCGUCGAACCUUGUCAGUGCGUUUGCCGCAUUGCGUAUGGCAAACGGGUUCGUUAUUUGAAGCUUCAUAGCAUAGCAUUGCAUAUGCUGAAAAUGUACGAACACAUAGGCCUUAGUGACUGGUACAUAACCAUGGCUUCAAUUCAGAGAAGUCUCCGACCUCGAAAGCCAAAGCCGGCUUUGGAGGUUCUUGCCAAGCCCACUGGCAGCGUCAAGCGGACUAGGCGAACACGAUCGAAGCAACCUGCAGAGCAGAGUAAUGCACCAGUCAAGCCGCUGCCGCUCGAACUGAUACUGCUCAUUCUCGAGAACGCCGACUCUCCGCGCACGCUCGCCGAUGCGAGUCUCGCAUGUCGCACCCUUCAGUUCGAGGCCGAGCGUCUCCUGUAUCGGGAAGUCGACGUGGGACGCGUUCCGCACGUUCGCAGUCUACAUCAAGCUCUCACGAAAUCAUCCAGACGGGCAUCCUUCAUCACCAUAUUCCGGGCUCAAGACAACAGACGGUUCACUCCCGUUGUUCCUCUGGUAAACGAAAUACUCCUUAUGCUCCCCAACCUCGUGCACCUGGGACUGAAACUGCAUGCAACCUUCGAGGACCUCGCGCUCUAUAACACCGUGCUGCGUACCCUCGAACAAUGCACCUUCAAACUGAAGUCAUUCGAGAGCUGGGCAAGCGAGGACAGCGACUAUUCCCUUUUUCUCCGACAGCAGACUGCACUCCAAUCACUUCACUUCAGGGGAUGCGAUUUCACCGGCCCUACCUGGGAGAUACCCCCCGAUGUCCUCCCAUGCCUCAAAGAGGUGGUGACCUCUCACAAGCUCUUCGCGGGCGCCAUCCGUACUCCGUAUGCGAUAACGCACCUGGAUCUCACCCUUGAUAGUGGGUAUGACCGGGAACUCAACGACAUUGUUCGAGUUGUACAGCACCAAUUGAUCAGUCUGAAGUGCGAACGGCACUCUUCAGUACAACGCCAAAACCCACUGUCAGUCUGGCCUCUCAUAUUGGGUAUAAUCAAUAGCAACCCCUUGCCAAGAUUGAAGUAUCUCGAGGUCCAAGACCAUAUACCUAGCCUGAGUGGUGCCAGUUUCUACCAGCGGCCUGAUGAUAGUGUCUUGCAUACUGGUAGGCCUGACAUCGUGCUGGACACGCUCGUCUGGUCUGCGCUGUACAACGAUGAGAUUGGCGACUGUCCCCGGACUGAACGCUCCCGGCUAGCUGGUGUCCGUCCUUGGGCCAAGAAUAUUCUCGAGAGAUAUAGCUCUCUGAGAAAUUUUUUCUACGUCGAUCGAUGUAUCACGGACGCAACCGGAGGCAUACGGGCGACCUGCGUGAUGCUGUUCACAUUGUCAUCUGAUGAUAUGCUUCUGGAGGAGAGGAAGGAGGCGAAGGACUUACCUGUUUGGUCUGCAAUCUAGAAGCAUGUAUCAUGGGUUGUUUAUGAUGCAUGACGUCGCAGCUCGUUGGUAUGUAGGAACAGAGUGGGCGAGGGCCUUGACUCAUUCAUCAUAGCACGUACCGCUUUACAGCCUAUGUAGGCUCCAGCCCGACUGAUCAUUGGACAAACGUGAUUCCGAAUUGUUUGGUGUGUGGACACGACCGCUCACACAGAUGUACUGAGAUGUAACGUCGAUGGCCUGCAUUGAGAGA